This is a messenger RNA of Rotaria sp. Silwood1, 510 nucleotides long. Lineage: Eukaryota; Metazoa; Rotifera; Eurotatoria; Philodinida; Philodinidae. The record is from the annotation of a GenBank genome assembly.
AUGGAUUCUGUUGUAUCAUCUCUAUCAACGAUGAAAAAACAUAAGCUUGCUAAGAAGAAAACUGAAAUAUCUUCAUCUAUGGCAAGUCACACGACAGAUCCCAAUACAUCUUCAACAGCAACAACAACAAAGAUUACUGGUUAUGCAAGAUGGAAAAAGGAAUUUAAUACUGAAUUAUUGACAACUAACAAUCAUUCAUCAAAUAAUCCCUUACUCACAUCAGAUCGUUAUAAUCACACAAUUGAAUUAAUAAAUAGUGCAAAAUUAAAACGCUAUAGUGAUAGAAGUGAACAAGAAAUAUCAUCAUUAAAAACAUAUGACGUAAUAAACGCUGGUAAUCAACAGAAAUUAGUAAAAAAGAUUAAUUCAUCAGAAGUUGGUACUGUUAAAUAUUAUGUUUCAUUCGAUGAAUUAUUUGAUAUUAUACAAACUGUUCAUACUUUAACUGGCCAUCGGGGAAUUAGUAAUAUGAUGAAAGAAAUUUUUAAAAAAAGUAUGCAAUAUUACUGA